Messenger RNA from Rhipicephalus microplus (southern cattle tick), 9460 nucleotides. RefSeq lists its product as uncharacterized. Gene Ontology annotation, molecular function: protein binding. The record is from RefSeq and is a predicted model, not a curated record. NCBI's taxonomy places the organism in Eukaryota, Metazoa, Arthropoda, Arachnida, Ixodida, Ixodidae.
AUGGCGUAUAUCAACAUUGCGGAAUGGACACCGGAGCACGUCGCGGACUGGUUAAGAGGCCUGGACGAUAUUAUUAUUCCAUAUGUGCACUUCUUCCUCAACAACAACAUCGAUGGCCACCACCUCCUCACCCUUGGUCCAGAUGAUCUCACUAGCCUCAACAUUUCCAAGGUCGGCCACCAGGAACUCAUCCUCGAGGCUGUUGACCACUUACGUCAACUGCACUACAAGCUGAUCACAGAGAAUCUGCAGUCACUGGCACUGAAGCUUGGCUGCAGAGCGCGCAGUGUUUACAAUGAAAUCAAGCGCAUGACAACCACGGACCAGGAUAACGUCGUGAACAUAGCCACCAGCAUCCUGGCCGAUGUGUCAGAGGUCCUGCUUGCCGUCAAGUCUUUCGUCUCGUGGCUGGACAGGGCACCCUUCGAAGGCCAGGAGCGUUACACCAACAUUCGACAGACAGUGCUCAAGCUGGGCAUCGAGCUGGCGUCCACGGCUCAGCGAGACCAUUUCGCAGCCAAGCCCUAUGCCGUUAUACAGAGCAGUUGUUACAACCUUGCUGACAUCUGUGAUAUCAUCAUUCAAGAGUGCCACGAUUCCCUCAUCAUCCAGCCCGCUUCUCUUGACGUAGCCACUGUCAAGAAGAAGACAGAUGAAGAAUGGGGCAUGCAGAUUAAUUCAUCUUACUCGGGCAUCCAUGUUGUCGGUGGAGUCAAGUUUCAGAGCCCAAGCCAUCGAUGCGGCAAAGUUGAUGUUGGCGACGAGAUUGUCCAGAUCAACUACCAGACGGUGGUGGGGUGGCAGCUGAAGCACCUCGUCUACAUGCUUCAGGAGCACCCCACCGAAGUUUUGCUUACCCUGAAGAAAAGGCCACGACACACAAAUAUUUUGGGGCAGGUAAUAGUGUUGAGGCCAUACAGAAUACCACUGAAAAAGGUUACCUAUGGAAAGGUGAUGUGGCCUGAGAAUGGUGUCCAGCCAGUAAGCAUUGAAGAAGUCUUUCCUGUAAAGACGCAGCAAGAGCCUUCGAGCCCAAGGGCUGUGCUUCGAGAGGUGGAAGACGACGACUCGGCGUUUUUGCCAGACGCAGCUGUUCAGAGUGCCACGUCGACGACAACUGCAUCGGUCGCAGCACCGUCAUCCAUUCGAGCCCAAGUGUUUCCUCCGCGGUCGCGGGCUGCCAUUCAUCGGCGAGCCACAGUCAGUGGUGCGUCCCCUACGGUCACGAAAGCACCCGUCAGUCUACAGGACUUGGUUGCCGGUGGAAUCCCUGGUCUGUUCGGUGGUAGCUCGAAGAAGAAGGACACAGUGUUUCGUUCAGUUUCUCACGAUCCCGGCUGUCACGGUGCUGGUGGGAAGCUAUCCGUGGCAGAUGGAUCUGGCGCAGAAGACGGGAAGGAGGCCGAAGCAACUGGGGUUGAACAACAUCAGGAGAAAAAGCAAGAGCUGGCGUCAGAUGCGGCCAAAGAAGCUCCCAUGGUGUCCAAAGGCAGGACGGCGUCUGACUCUGCUGUUGUCCCACUCGUAGGGAGGUCCUUUGGAAUGGCGGGCACACUUUCUUCGCGCCUCAGAGAAGCCAGAGGCUUGACAACUGGGGAGUCCACAAAGCAGUCCAGUGGGCCCCCUGCACCAGCCUGUGGAAGUCGGGCUGUGGCUGAUGUGAGGUCAGAAGUUGGAAGCCAAUCGCCACGGGAGAGGAGGCUGUUUGGGCCGGGAACGGGCCGGCGGUCACCCAUGGUCACACUCAAGGUUCCCAAAAUAGAGGAUCUGAAGCACAAUCACCUGAACAGUAGGUCCAGCAAGGCGAAGGCUCAGGAGACGCUGACAAGUGCCCAGGCUAACCCUAGUAGCGGUGAUGCGCCUGGUGCAAAGAUUGGUUUUGGUGCCAAAGAAUCUCCCAAGAAGCCUCUUGCCCAAGGAAUCGUGGGGUGCCGUGCCCGGAGCUGGGGGUGGCCGAGUGCGAAGGGUGGCUCCUCCGGCGCCGGUGGGGGGGGCAGCAGCACCAGCAAAGCAGCGCCCCUCCUAGCAGCGGGGAGGACGGCGGCACCAGCGAUGGCAGCCCUUCCUCCCUGGCGCCGCCGCUGGGUCCUCCUCCGGGGUCCCCAGCUCUUCCUCUACGCCACUCCCCAGGACCAGAAAGCAGAAUGCCUGCUGUAUGUGCCUGGUUUUGUGGUGUCCCUUGCGCCCGACUGUAAAUCUAAAAACUGUGCCUUCAAGCUCUCCAACUCCAAAAACACUUUUUAUUUUGCAACAGAGUCCACGGCAGAUACAUCAAGAUGGUUAACCAAGCUUCAGCAGGUGGCCAAACUUUUCCCCGAUUCCGCAGGUCCAUGCAUCUGGGCAAGUGAUAGUGAUGAAGAUGCAGUGCUGGACAGCGCAUUGUUCAAGUCAGCAUCGUCGUCAUCAUCGUUUUCCAGUCACAAAAUCAGCAUAGUGCCGUCACCUUUGGACAGGCCGAGACAGCCAUCUCCAAAGCCAAUGCCUAGAACUAUAUUUCUCCGCUCGACUGUGGCUCCUCCACAGUUGACAGACAGAUCAGCCACUCUUUCGCCUCGGCGGACCUCCGGGGAGCCACCUACGACGAGUGCUUCAGUUUCCUCACUGCCCAGAAAUCGUGAGUCAUCCAACUCCCCGCCGGCAGCACCGUGCCCUUCAUCAUUGGAGCAGUCUUCAGAGUGCAGUGACGGCUCUUCGUGCAGCCUAACUGCAAAGCAGAGGUUGUCGGGUGCCUGGGACAAAUAUAGCGAUGCGCUGGGUGUUGUAGUACAGCCAGCAAAGCGAGAUUUUAGUAGUGCUAAGUCAAAGCCUCCAUCAGGCCUUUACAUGAAUGUUUCCUUCAAGCACAACAGUAGCGUCAAGGAGCCGUCCAUUCCAGCGGGUGCGAGCUUGCCCCCGCCAAGUGAAGUGAUUCUCGGAGCCAAAACUGGCAAUUCGGCCAGAUUACCAACCUUGGCACCUCCGUCCCCAUUGCCGUCUCGCGCAGUGCAGCGGCGCCCAUCAGACUCCGCCAAGUUGUUGCGGAGCAGGACCGCAGACAACUUUCCCCAGAUGCAGACGCCGAAGGGCGAAACGCUGCUCGACCGAGAGUACAACAGGGUGUUUAAGAAAUCGCCGUCGGCGUCGUCCUCCCCAGAUCCUGCUGCUCUCUCGGAUAGCCCAGCCCCGUCCCCGGUACCACUGCCAGUGCUUACUAAUUCUCUGAUGCCGCGCUGUGCCACGAGCCAGGAGAUUAAGGACCUCUACACGAAUCGCCGAAACUCGUGGAGGGGCUCCCAGCAGGAGUUGAUGAUUCCACUUUCAUCGGUAGGCAGCAGUGACCUUGGCUCUCCUCUAGAAGGGUGUGUGCAGUCACAGGACUACAGUUUUCGGGACUACUCAUCAGCCCGAUUACCCGUCGCAAGGCCGGACGUCAUUCCAUCCCAAUACCACCAGGGUCGGUGCAGGCCGUCCCAUCCCGAGGAGGAAGGCACCGAUCCAUGGGUUUCUCGUGGCACCUCGAGUCCAUCUCAAGGUGUCGAACGAGCACCCAGAGGUGAGAAGUUGUCGUCGUCAUCUUUCCUAAGGGCGGGUGCUGCGCCUGCAUCGGCUUGUUGUCAGGCAGCGCCUUCUCCCACCCCAACCAAGACAUCGAGCCGUUUCUUUCACUCACCGAAGUUCCUCAAGAAGUUCGCUUCCUCGACACGGGAGGGCUUGUCCAACAUGUUGCGUUCGCCGCGGCUUGAGAGAAAGAAGCUGAGUGCUGAAAGGGACAUGUAUGGGUCGCCCAAGCUUAGUCGCUCUUCUGGCGUCCGAUUACUCAAGUCGUCAGCGUCUGCUUCUGCUGUGUCAUCAUCAGCCUGCAGAGGUCCCCGAGGAGUCAUCGCCAUCGCCUUUGACGCACAAGAGUGGUAGCAGCAGCAGCCUCAACAGCAGCACUUCGGCGGGUAGCUUUGUCACGUCGUCGUCAUCGUCGCACUGCUACGCCGAAGUGUUUGCACCACCCGGAUCGGCACCUUUGGCACGGCCCGAGACGCCGGAGACGCCCCGUGCGCGGCCAACGAUGGGAGUGUCCAUGCUUCGGGGCAAGCGGCGCACUUCAUCGAGUGCCGCGGGAUCCGAAGAGCGCUCCUUUUCGCCCUGCUCGUUCGCGUCGUCUGCUGGAGGAAGUGGCAGUGGAGCCCCGUGGUCUCGGGAUGAUGGCAGUGUCUUCGGUGAGGAGAUGUCACCUGGAGGGGGCGAUGCCUUCCAGUUUGGGCACGGUGUGGAUGGGAGCCCUGAAAGUGUUUUAGGAAGUGGAUCCGAGAGGGAGUGACGACUCCGUGGGAUCAUAGUGGCAAUUAAGGAUGGAAGGCGGCCUGCAUCAAACCAAAACAGUGACUAGUAUUCUGUGUGGUAAGGCAUUUCCACACGCUUGAGGUGCACCCCACGUAUACGGGAUAUUGAAAGACGGGAACCUUAUUUUUGUUACGUUUUGUUACUUCUCGCCUGUUGUAAUUCUCGGCUCUCCUACGAGUAACCUGUGCUGCUGCUGAGGUAUUCUUCCACCUACCCGUCAGUGAGAUUAGCUGUCCUACUAUUACUACCAGUUCUAGUGUUGUCUUUCAAGGAAAAAGUUGGCGAAUCGUUCAGGGCCAAUGAGCCGUUUCCAUUUGAUGAGGUACUACGCGAUACAGCUAUACUAAGAGUGCCUCGUAUACAUGAUGAUCACCAUUUUGGUGAUAAGUGCAUAACAUUGAUUCAGGCACAAUGUUGCGCCCUUGAAGUGAUAGAAUUUUAUUAGUCAACAUUUGCAGGGUCCGAUAAAUCAUCGCUGGUACUAAUCAUAACUUUCUGGCAGCAGCCCUGGGAUCAAAAUAAAAAGAAUAACCAACAAAGGAAACCAAUGGUGAUUUCCCGUCGGUAUUUCUGAAGUUUCUAGGCAUUGACUUCUAGAAAGAAACUGUUUACUAUAAUUCCCUGUGCCUGUACAUUUCUACGAGGCAUUAAGGCAACUGGUAGUCUCUGGUGACUCGUACUCAUUCAGGAGAAGGAGGGUUGAGCUUUGUCGAAUGUCUGUUUAAAGCGGCGGCUGUUCAGACAGUCGGCUACAUUAUGACAUCAUGAUUUCCCGCAUGUUUUUUCAACGUACAAAUUUCGGCACAUUCCCAUCAAAUUUUAUUGCUGCUGUUUCUUUUUGCAUUGAUUAGACUGCGUGCUCUUAUAGCAGCUGCUGACAGACUUCGACGACAGCUUUAAAUUUUCUGUAGCAAACUAGAUAUCACAAGGUACACACACAAUGCUCAUUCAAAGGUGCUGACUAAAGCAAGGUUGUAGUGUUUGGACACAAUGAUGUCUUGUGUACCACGCAAUAUUUAGGCCAGUUUGACGGGAAAGCAUCGCGCUAGUAAUUCAGUGCCAUCUUUUUCUUGGUUCCUGACUGUCCUCGAGGCAUUUUGUACGAUGCGGGCGGCACUUUCAUGAUUGUUUCAAAUGUUUUUGAUGCGCCUUGCCAUAGGAAGAGUGAGGAACGUUUUUGUGUUCCAACAUGCUAUAAAGCCUAAGGGUGUUGACCAUGUUUGCAGUGAGCAUGGUUUUUAUAUGCUCCUAGCGAGCUGCCAUGUAUUGUGAGCUGUAAUGUGUUUCCUCUCUUAUAAUGUAUUUGUAAGUGACAGACCCGCAAUAGGACUUUUUAUUUAGUUUAGCAUAACCUGUUAUCGAUACGCCACCUUCGAAGUCUGUAGUAGUAUGAAAACUGUAUUAUUCACUAACUCUUACUGAACUUAAGCCACUCAUUUUUUAAAAUCUGCUGUUGUAACUGCAUGCGAGCGUGAGACUGUGUGUUUUGCUGUCUUGUGGUGGUUCAUUCUGUAGCUUUACGUUUUUUUGAGAGUAGUGCAUUUGAGCCAAACUGUCUUUAGAGCUGUCUAAAGUUUCUACGCUCUUUUAUGGCUUCAUUCUAAGCUGUAUUCUUGCGCUUUGUCACAGUGUGUAACGAAGAGCCAGCUGCCGUAUCUCACACGGGACUGGACCCUUCGAAGUGUUCAUGAACAAACUUUUUCACUCUUGCUGCUCUUUGUAGAAAGUUCCUGUUUUUUGACACGCAACUUGCCAUCUGAUGGUGUCCCUUACUGCGAAUCAUCUACACAAGAAAAAAAUACCAGGGUUGUGCUCUUGCUGCACAGGCUAUGUCAUUUGUCAGUUGUGUGUUAGUAAAGGCGUCUUAGAUGAGCUUUGCGAUUGCAGCCAGGCCAUUGUGAUGGAAGUCCACUGUGAAGCCCAUAGACGGGCAAUGGUACGCCGAAUGUGGUUGUGUGUGUCGGAGGUACAUGUGACAAAUAUGUGGGAUGGAGGGAGAAAGGCCAGUGCUGCAUAUAAUAACUAUUGUUCAACCGUGUUGAUGCAUUCAAAUAGAGGGGGUGACAAAAACGACAUGUGAAGGAGAACUCAGGAUUAUGUUUGUAUAAUAUGAAAUGAGUUUCAGAGUUUCUUGCUGAGAAUGUACAAACGUGAAGCCAUAUUGAAUAGGAUGCAUUAACGAGGUUUUACGGUGUUUAAAUUAACAUCCUCUGGUCUCUGUCACUCUCUGUCCGCCGUCUGUUUUGAGUUGCUCUACUAUUGUAGAGGAAGGUUGUUCACUGUUGGACUUAGUGUUUACAAUAGCUAGCCCGGCAUAGGUGGAAUGAAAUCUUGUGAAUAGAUUGAAUGAUCCACAUCAGUUUAGUCUACUUCUUAUUUGAGAUAAUUGUUUGAUUUCUAGAUUUGUGUAGGACAGUGUUGUUCUUUGGGGUACAGCUGGGAGAGGGUUUCGUCAUCAUUUUUUACUCAGGGGCCAACUUGAAGCAUCUAAUAAAGCUUGACAAUGUUUUGCUUUGACUUGUAUUAACUUGCCCCAACUCAUUGAGGCGAGCAGCCUUUUUUAGUGCCAGCUUCAUUUGUGUGUUUUGCUAGUGAUGCAUGGAAGUUGUCAUGAACGGCUGUUUGUUAUGGGCAUUGACUGCAAGAGAAUCUUGUUGACGAAAGAGGGGUGCCUUGAAAUCAUGGGCAUCACUUAAAUCUUUAUGAACAUUAUCGGAUGUCUGCAAUUUACCUGCUGUCAUUGUAUGUAGGUCUGUUAUGGAGUGAAAUGCUAAAAAGGCCCUCUUAAAGAAAAAAAAAAAUUGAUAUGUAGCACUACUCAGAUAGGCUCGAUUACAUAUGUUCAAGGUCCCACUGUUAUAGGACAUCCUUGAGCAUAUUGAUUCCACUCUCUCUUGGCUUCUACCUUAUAUUGCUUGCAUUGAGAACAGUGUUUUCUCGACAGCCUUGCAGAUAGAUUGCACUGAACACUAUAGGGUCGAUGUUAGUAUGGUCAUGAGUAAGGUGGCAAUGUAUGCAGUUGCUUCCAAUGUCGCUGAUCUGCUUUGAAUAAGUGUUCUGUCACUUUCUCUGGUUUCUGUACCCUGGUGCAUAAUUCAGUUCACAUUCGAGGACAAUGUGGCACAUGAACUGGUUCAUGUCAUGCAUCAGGUCUGUUUACAACGAUUUGGAGAAUUUUCAAGAUAGUAGCCAGAGAAGUCACACCCGAGCUGAGCGUUCAUCUGUGCUCUCAGAGUCGACGGAGACACCGGUUGAAUUUUAUCAGAUCUAAAUUGCACAUAUUGAUCGAAAGCUCGAGACCACACUUUUAUGUUCAUGCCCCGCCGCGGUGGUCUAGUGGCUAAGGUACUUGGCUGCUUACCCGCAGGUUGUGGGAUCGAAUCCUGGCUGCGGCGGCUGCAUUUCCGAUGGAGGCGGAAAUGUAGGCCCGUGUGCUCAGAUUUGGGUGCACGUUAAAGAACCCCAGGUGGUCCAAAUCUCCAGAAGCCCUCCACUACGGCAUCUCUCAUAAUCAUAUGGUGGUUUCGGGACGUUAAACCCCACAUAUAAAUAAAUCAAUCAAUCAACUUUUAUGUUAUUGUUUGCGAGUUUGAUUCUGUGAGCGAACUAUACAAAUUUCUUCUGUGUGCGUUUUUACAGACAGUCGAUUGCAAAUCCCUCAACGAAAGCACUUUAUAUUGCUGAAAGUCACCAGUUUAAUGCGCCAUCAGUGGCAGUGCCAAAUGUCAUUUUUGGGGCAUAUGUGGAGAGAAUGGAGAGGAUAAUCUAGUUUUCUGAAAUAUCUUGACUUAAAUCGAGAACAAGACUGGUUCAGUCUGAAUAAGGUGACGCCUGACAUGAACAUGCAACAGUUGCUGAUUACGUUUUUGUAAGCGCAUUCUUAAGAGGCGUUACGAUGACAUCGGGUUUUAAGCCACGCAAUGCCUGAGGUUAAGUCGCAUUUCCGUAUACUGGGAUAACGAGGUAACUUCAUGAUGUGAAGAUAAGGGAGUGAAAAAAACGUUCAGCACAUGAUUGAUGGCAUGUUUUUUGUGAGAAACUAGUGGGAGGGGGUACGUAAAACUUGAACAACUCCUCUUUUCAAUGAGAUUGUUGCAGUCAAAUGGCGUAAUUUUUUGUUCCUUUGAUCGCCAUAAUCUGUGAGGCGAGAUGUGGAUAUGUUGAGACGUAGAGGCAUUAUAGACUAUGGCGAUUCUGGUGAAUGAUAUUCUUCCGGUGUUUUCUAUUAAAGUAUUGUUUAUAGCAAAAGCAUUGUUCUGGGAUGCAAGACACAGUAAUUUUCGAGCGCACAGUUAAGUGUCAGCCUAUAUAUAGUAUGUUAUGAAGUGUAGAGGAGGCACAUGUAAUACAUGGCAACAUGCAUUCUUUUUCUGAAAUGGUACAUUCACCCUUGUACAAGAUCUUGACAGAGCUAGACCGUAUGUAGGCAUUAGUGAUAACUUGUUUGGCAAGCAUAUCAUGUAUAAUUUUGGCACAUAAAACACCAUAAUUGUGCUGUAUAGUCACUGACCAACAUCACAUCGAUUCAGCAGUUUUCUAAUGAAAAGUGGUCUAAUCGAGCAUUGUGCAAAAUUCUGCCAGUUCAGCCCUGAGUUCAUGAUACAGAAACUUGUACUAGCUAAGAGAGAGAGAGAAUCAGUAUCAGCCUUGAUGUCUUGACAUUCUCAGGUCUGUGAAAAAUGUGGCCAAAGCAUUCUUUUUUCACAUGACUUGUCUUGCUGACAUGAAUUUCUCUUGGUGAUCUGCUCAAGGAUGUUCUAAACGGUUAAACCUUCACACCAUUUGUUUGUUCACAUUGUCUGAGCUAUAUAAGCUUUUUGUACGGUAGUGCUAGUGCACACCACUAACAUCGGUGUGCCAUCGUUGGUAAGCUCUGUAACUUACUGGUAAGAGCAGAUGAUUUUGGAGUAGCUUGAAAUGGGAAACGUUGUUAAGUUUAGAAAAAAAAAAAGUGUGUAAGUGUCUAGAAGAGUUAGUAUAGGUUUGAAGGGAAUUACUUCUUUUAAACGAAGGAGCUGUUCGUGUUUUCCUUCUCAACGCAACAGUCUUGUACAAAUGUAUAUUUUUGUCUCCAUAUUGUACAUAUAAUUGUAUACACAAGGUGCAUAUAUUAAAAUAUUUUAUUCAGUGUUACGCUUCAUAACAA